AUGGCCGCUACUAUCAAUGGCGAGGGUGAAAGCUCUCGAAAGUCAUUGUCGGUCUUGGUCGUUGGUGCCACAGGACAUGGAGGCUCCUAUCUCUCCCUGGAGCUCGUCAACAGGGGCCACUUUGUCACGGGCAUGGCGAGGCGGCCUGAGAAACUCGGAACUCAUCCCCUGUACACUCCUAAGGUAUUCGAUGUGGUCAACUCUCCAUUUUUGGAAUUGAUCGAGGAGUUUAGCCGAGGGUAUGAUGUGAUUGUCAACAUGUUUAGCCCCCAUUCCGAAGGCCAGGCAGCGUUGACAUAUAUGCCGUAUAUCGAGACCACCCGCAAGAUCUUCCGGGCAGCUAAGAUCGCUCGACCGCAGUAUUUUAUCAACGUUGGAGGAGCAGGCAGUCUUGAGCUGCCAAAGAUCGAACCUCAUCUCUGCGCAGCUGACUCGGGGCAUUUCUGGAGAGCGUUCCGCCAGGCGUUUGCUGAUUCUGAAGCCCAGAUCCAAUACAUGGAGGAGCGAUUAGGACUGUUGGGGUCUGGGCUGCGCAAGCUACGAACCACUCGCCUGAGAGUGAGAGACGGAACAGCGACGGAGGAAGAUGUCGCGUUCAUCAAAGAGUAUCUGCAGAACGCUUUUGAUGGAGACUACAGCCAAACCUUCGUCAAGGCGGGGAGAGUGACGUGGUUGUUCUUCGACGGCGACACAUCUUGGAAUUGGUCGUUUGUGUCGCCCCCAGCGCUCUACCGGCCAUGCCGUGGUGGUGAGGACUACCACGUCGUAGAAGGCUUUAUACCAUUGAGAGAGAUGCCUGAUCUCCGAUUUUAUUCGGGGUGGUACAAAGACGAUCCUAAGGACAUUGAGGGCAGGCUCCAGGGGAUCUCGACGGUUGAUUUCGUCCGAGCAGUAGCCGACGACGCGGAGUCGAAGUUUGGGCUGCAGAAGCAUUGGACUGCGUGGGCCGAGUUGGAAGACGAUACGCCUUUUCCAAGCUACGUGACAUUCGACAGGGGUGUCAAGACGCGGGAAGAAUAUGCCAUAGCCGUCUAA
Cladophialophora immunda is the source of this 1035-nucleotide messenger RNA. RefSeq lists its product as uncharacterized. The transcript has 4 exons. Bases 1 to 1035 code for a protein of 344 amino acids. The record is from RefSeq and is a predicted model, not a curated record. Lineage: Eukaryota; Fungi; Ascomycota; Eurotiomycetes; Chaetothyriales; Herpotrichiellaceae.